Molecule: messenger RNA, 2607 nt
Organism: Vicia villosa (hairy vetch)
Lineage: Eukaryota; Viridiplantae; Streptophyta; Magnoliopsida; Fabales; Fabaceae
Product: pentatricopeptide repeat-containing protein At1g80150, mitochondrial-like
Exons: 2
Coding region: 211-1395 (394 amino acids)
Molecular function (GO): protein binding
Source: RefSeq, a predicted model, not a curated record
AAAAAAAAAAGAACAAAAGAGAAGAAAAAAAAAAAUGAAAAUCCAACGAUGAGAGAAAAAUGAACUGGUGGCGCUCUUCAUUCCACCUAAACCCUAUAUUCCAAUGCUCUUCAACAACCUAAACCCCAUUCCAACCACCACCACCGCCACAACCACCACCACCACCACCACCGCCAUUGAGCAUGAUCUUCCCUCACUCUCUUCCUGAUCAUGCUAACCCCCUCUCUGCGAUCCACUCGCAGAUUCUGCCACAAUCUCUCUUCAUCUUCCCCCCUCACAUUCAAAACCCUUAAACCCUUACAACCACCAGUUCUCGAUACUCUCAAAUCCGAGCGGGACGCACACAAGCUCUUCCAUCUCUUCAAAGCCAAUGCCACCAACCGCCUCCUCGUCGAAAACCGCUUCGCUUUCUACGACACCGUUUCGCGUCUCGCCGGCGCUAAACGCUUCGACUACAUCGAGAAUUUACUCGAACAGCAGAAAACGCUUCCGCAAUCUCGUAGGGAAGGGUUUGUUGUUAGGAUUAUCACCUUGUAUGGGAAGGCUGGUAUGGUUCAACACGCGCUUGAUACUUUUUAUCAAAUGCAUAGUUUUAAAUGUCGUAGGACUGUUAAAUCUUUCAAUGCCACUCUUAAUGUUUUGGCGUCGAAUCGGAAUUUCGAUGAGGUUGUGAGGUUUUUAGAUGAGGUUCCUUCUAGGUUUAAUAUUAAAUUAGAUGUUUAUUCUGUUAACAUUGCUGUUAAGGCUUUUUGUGAAGAUGAGAAGCUUCAAGAGGCUUAUUUGUUUAUGGUUGAUUGUGAGAAUAAUAAAGGGGUUAAGCCGGAUGUUGUUACGUAUACGACUCUUAUCUCUGCGUUUUAUGAGGUUAAGAGGUGGGAGAUUGGGAAUGGGUUGUGGAACCGGAUGGUGUUGAAGGGUUGUAUGCCGAAUCUUCAUACUUUUAAUGUUCGGAUUCAGUUUUUGGUUACUGUUAGGCGGGCUUGGGAUGCGAAUGCUUUGAUGGGAUUGAUGCGGAGAGUUGGGGUUAUGCCGGAUGAGGUUACGUUAGUUUUGGUUAUCAAGGGUUUUUUUCUGGCGGGUUAUCCUGAGAUGGCGAUGAGGGUUUUUUCGAAGUUGCAUAGGAAGGGUUAUAAGAGUAGUGCUAAUAUUUAUCAGACGGUGAUUCAUUAUUUGUGUAAGAGAGAGGAUUUUGAUCAGGCGUACACCAUGUGUGAAGAUAGUAUGCGGAAAAAUUGGUUUCCGAAUGUAGAUACUAUCUUUAUGCUGCUGGAAGGCCUAAAGAGAUUUGGGGAGAUUGAUAAAGCGAAGGAGAUUGUUGCGUUGUUGGAAAGCAGAAAACCUCCAUUCUAUUCAAGUUAUUUGGCUUCAAUGCAGUCCUUAUUGUCAGGGCAGUAAAGUUAGUGGAAUAGGGAAAUUGAUUGAGUUUAGUGAGGCAGCAGCCCAAGUGGAUCUUAUAUUCUUUGUAUUCCAUUCAUUUGUACAUCUUGAUAGUUUAUGUAACAAGCCUGAAAUUUUGAUGGCAUCUCAUUUAUACAAGCUGUCAAACACCGGUUUUUUCCACUCGUUAGCUCAUUGUACCUCACUGGAUAAUAUUUCGGCCAAGAUGGUAUUUCAGAAGGAAAAUACUACCAGAUAAACUCUUUGGAAUAGGAAAAGCGUCAUCUGGAAAUUUCUUGAAGUAUUUUGAUUUGCAAUCUGGGUCUUGUGUAGUAGAGAGCAGAUGUCCUGAUGUACAAUGAGCACCCUUUUCAGAUUUUGAGGAUGUCCAAAGGGCUUCUUUCAGCACUAUAUAAAGUAUGCACGAGGUUCAAUAAAGUACUUAUGAAGAGAAUUAGUUUUUUUUUUUAUACAGAGAUGGGUUUCUGCUAUUGGACACAGAUCUUAUUUUCAUACUCGUAGGAUUGAAGCUGGACAGUAACUAAAUGUCUAACUGGUUUGAAGAUAUCACAAUAUUGUUCAUGUUUCCUAUCAAAGUUGUUGAAGAAAAUAAUCUAUUUGUCAGGGAAAGUUUGGUUUAACUGUAUUGAAGAAGUUGCACCGGCCUUUUGCUUUGAAAAGUGAAAAUUAUUGCGAAGGGUGUACUGAGGGACAAGGGAACAAGAAAGGCGAUCAUUAUUGCAUUGGAAGGCAAAAUUAAACAGAAAUCCUGUGAUUAUGCAUAGGCAUGAAACAUGGUAACAUUGAUGUUUCACUUGGAUAUGAUGAUGUGUUGGCUUUCCGUUGAGUGUUUGCACUGUCCUCGGCUAACAGGGCGGACAAUAAUUAUGCAGAUAAAGGGCAUGUACAAAAGAGUAAAGCCACUGCUAGAAAAAAAUUACCAGAAUUUUGAUAGAAUACGAGGUUUGUGAGGAUGCUGGGUGUAUUAGAGUGGUAGGAACAUACCUAUCACUUCGUGUUGGUAAAAAGAUUCCUAAGAUUUUUUGUUUUUGUUUUUUUAGCAUUCUUUUCCAAUAGAAGAAACACGGGAAGCUUAAUUCUUGAUUCCUCUUUGAAAAGCCAUGAAAGCAUACAAAAAGAUUCUAAGAGUUUUUUUUUUGUCUUUCAAGAUAGUGUGAAGAUUGAAAGCAUACAAAGUUGAACAGUUAUUGCUUAUCCAUAAUUAAUCAA